This is a messenger RNA of Wyeomyia smithii (pitcher-plant mosquito), 3332 nucleotides long. RefSeq lists its product as uncharacterized. Gene Ontology annotation, molecular function: long-chain fatty acid-CoA ligase activity. Gene Ontology annotation, biological process: long-chain fatty acid metabolic process; fatty-acyl-CoA biosynthetic process. NCBI's taxonomy places the organism in Eukaryota, Metazoa, Arthropoda, Insecta, Diptera, Culicidae. Gene Ontology annotation, cellular component: mitochondrion. The coding region runs from base 1144 to 2925 and encodes 593 amino acids. The record is from RefSeq and is a predicted model, not a curated record. The transcript is spliced from 6 exons.
GAUUAUAUUGACCCUAAUUUACGCUUCGCAAAUGAAUUGUUCUGCAGCUUCAUGAGUUGACAUUUUUAUGAAUAUUUACAAGGUAGAACUGAACAUCAGGCUCAACGGGUUCAACUGAUGUCAAAGUUUUUUUUUUUGUGAAUUAGUUAGACUGAAAAUAUCGAACAGUGUGUGGUCGUGAUACGAGUUCAAAACAAAACAGUGCUUUUCUAACCGACCUACAUCAACUCAAUCCACUCUGUGGAACGCGCGGCGAUCGUUUUCUGUGAUGCUUUUAGAUUAUUAUUUUUCGAAAUUAGGCAACGCCGCUGGCGUGGUUGGUGCAUGGUGACGUAGACGACGCUGCUAUGCAAACAAAGUUCGGUUGAUGGUUAUUGAGACUGCAAGUUUUGAAAGAUAAUUUUUUUAUUACUUAGUGUAAGUAAUCACCCAAUAAAACGCUUUUGAACUCAUCAUAUUGCGUGUGAUUGACUGCAGUUUGAUUGUGCUUGCAUCGAACGGAAGUGGCCUCGAAAACGGCGGUGAUGCCCUCGACGAGUUCCGUACGACUGAAAGUUAAGUGGUCAGAAUGGACUUUGAUCGCCGUAUCAACGAACCGUCCGUCAGUGAAAGAAGCGAACGCCAAUGUGAAGAGAACAAAAAGAAGUUCGAUCUUCACCAAGAAAAAAUCCUCACAAGCAUCGGUUUAGGAAUUUAUGGUAAAAUCUCAUGAUGUUUUUAAAACGUUUCUCUCGGUGUACAAUUUGCGUGCAGUGUGGACCCGAAACAAAUAUGCCAAAUUGUGACAUAUUUUGUCUGCGUCACGGAGAGCAAGUGGACUUUCGAACCGGUGGCGAUCGUCCGGAAAUCUCCGCCAACAGCAUCCUUUAUCACUUCUACCGUUGUGUAGCAAACAGGUUUAACAAGCGGCACGAAAGCCGGUUGCUCUAUCAUGGUAACCAGUUUUGGCCGGAUUUCUAUGAUAGUUGGUGCUAUGAAUCUUGAACAUUUCGGGAAACGAGAACAAUUUAUUGCCGAAACGGAGUUGCUCGCAUAAGGAGAAACUCUUUCAAAAACCAUAUCAAAUAUAUAUAUUUUAGAGAAAAACUUUUAUACAACGUAAGACGAAGCAAAAGUGACGUUAUACAAUCAGCAACCAUCAAAAUGAUUCGCGGAAUUUCAGCCCGUAUCUCCCAACUGAACAAUGCCACCAAUGCAGUGAAGAAAUCGUGGAGAAAGCAAACUGUUCAAUUUAUUAGUACAAAAAGUCAGUUCAAAUAUUUAGAGGAAUGCGUUUACCCCCCGGAAAAUGGUUUCGAACAAAAUUCACUCUACGGAAGAUCCCUGCCAAUUCCGCACACAACUGUGGACCAGUACGUUUGGGAGCACUUUGGACUGUGGGCGAACAAGACAGCAGUGGUGUGCGGUGUAACAGGCCGCAGCUACACGUACGGGAAAUUGCGAGACCAUUGUGCCGCACUGGCAAUUCGUUUGCAGCAGAAAUGCGGACUCGGAUAUGGUGACACCCUGGCAAUAUGUCUUCCUAACGUCCCGGAGUUUCCGGCGAUAACACUCGGUGCCAUAGAAGCCGGCUUGAUAGUGACUACAAUCAAUCCAAUCUACACGGCUGAGGAAAUCAGCAAGCAACUAAUGGACAGCAAUACAAAAAUUCUUUUCGGAUGUGCAUCAAACUUUACAGUAUUAAAAGAAGCGACAAAAUUAGCGCAAUGCAAUAUCCCAAUAGUUUGCGUUCGUACAAGUAACGAUGACAUACUGCCGGAAGGUGCUAUCGAUUUCGCUGAGCUUUCGAAUCCUUCUGGGGUGCACUUUAGCAGCUUACAGCAUCAUCCUCGUGACCCGGAAGAUAUUGUUUUUCUCCCAUACUCCUCGGGUACGACUGGCCUACCGAAGGGUGUAGAACUGACGCACACAAACAUAGUUUCUAACAGCGAAAUGUUGAAGGUUAAAGCGGGAAAAUCCAUCUUGAUAUAUCCCACUACCGACUCUUUCCAGGAUGUUCUACCAUGUGUUUUACCGUUUUUCCAUAUCUACGGUUUAACGGUAACCUUGUUAUCGAAGUUACAACAAGGGUGUAAACUGGUCUCACUUCCGUCAUUUCGACCGGACACUUUCAUUGAUUCAAUACACAAGCAUAGAGGGACGGUGCUUCACGUCGUUCCUCCGAUUGUAAUGUUUAUGAGCCAGAACGAUCUUGUGACAAAGGAGCAUUUACAAUCAUUAAGAAAUGUUUUCUCCGGUGCUGCACCCAUGGGCGCACUAGAUGCGCAAAGACUUAUUGACAAAGUUUCUGACCUCGUAUUUGCACAAGGCUACGGACUAACAGAAACAUCUCCCGUAGUCUUAAUAGGAGCUCUGGGUAGCGACAACUACUCGUCUGUUGGAUCACCACCACCUAGAACUCAGGCGAAAAUUGUUGCCUUGAAUGACCCCAACAACAUCGCACUAGGACCCAACCAAAAUGGAGAGCUUUUGGUACGAGGGCCGCAAAUUAUGAGGGGGUAUCAUAAUAACAAGCAAGCCACUGACGACAUUCUCGCUGACGGUGGUUGGCUACGUACGGGUGACAUCGCGCAUUACGACGAUCAAUUACAAUUCUACAUCACAGAUCGAUUAAAGGAGCUAAUCAAGGUGAAGGGCUUCCAAGUAGCCCCAGCAGAAUUAGAGGAAAUUCUUCGAGAUCACCCGGAAGUGUCAGACGCUGCUGUUGUGGGUCAACCACACCCAAUUUCGGGUGAGGUACCACGUGCUUUCAUCGUGAAAAAGAAAAACACAAGCGUGUCCGAGAAUGAUCUGAAGCAAUUUGUCGCCGAGAAAGUGGCAGUCUACAAGAAACUUGAAGGGGGUGUGACUUUUGUAGAGAGUAUUCCCAAAAACGCCUCCGGUAAAAUAUUACGACGUAAGCUCAAAGAUGAAUAUUGCACUUGAGUUAUGAAUGUGGAAAUAAGUUGCUGUAGUGUUAAGACAGUUUGAUAUAUAUCAUUCCUUCAGUAACACUCUCAGUCUUGCGCUUGAGAUAGUUUAAAUAAUUCGGAUAUAAGCAUGAGAAGACAGUCGUGGUUUUUCGCUGCAUUCACUCUAAGCCCAAUAUAUUUGUAUUACCUUAGAUCUCGAAGCCAAGUAAUGAACCACAGGGCAGUUGAUCUGAUUUUACGAAUUUGUACUGUAAGUCAUUUGUUUGCUGGGUUGCUUGAGUGGUAAGAAUCCCUUUUGUUAUCUACUAUUUAGUACAAUAAAGUAUGUCCAAUUUAAAGUCUGAUACUUUGUGUAAAAAUCCCUGUACGAGAUAAUAAAAAUAAAAAGUAAUAAAAAGUAAUGACCAAAACUAUUAAAAA